Molecule: messenger RNA, 630 nt
Organism: Ruditapes philippinarum (Manila clam)
Lineage: Eukaryota; Metazoa; Mollusca; Bivalvia; Venerida; Veneridae
Exons: 5
Coding region: 177-548 (123 amino acids)
Source: RefSeq, a predicted model, not a curated record
GUGUUUGACAACAAAUGUAGGCUGAGUUAUGUUUGAUAGCGUAGUGCCACGUUUGUUCUAUCGGCCUUUUGUUAACUAUAUAAGAGCGUGAAAGCAAUUCAGUUUGUGUAUUAAAAAAAGAACUUUUUGGACCGAACAAUUCCGAAAGGAACAAAGUUAUAUCCCUGGAGAUAAAGAUGGUUCGUUUAACUGUAGCACUGUUGUUUGUUGUUGCUGUAGCUUUUGUUGUUGCUGACGAGGAUGAAGACAACUCCUGUACCGAUACAAAGGAAUGUCCUUGUGGGAGCAUUUGCAAUGAUGGCGCAUGCGUAGAAGGUUGUAUGUUGUUCGACACAUUUAUGCCGGCGGGAUCCGAGUCAGAAGUUUACGGCAGAAAAUGUCAUUGUGGUGAUACUCCCGACGAGAAAGGAAUGUUGCUAGAGUGUGAAGAAAAUGUAGAGUUUUUAGGUGCUCCUGAAGGCGUCGCUGAAUGGGAGAACAACCCUGCUUGUGAAGUGACCGCCGAGGAGGCACCGGCUGAUGCAGCCACCGAAGCACCCGCUGCAUAAAUCUUAGUAGCAGUCUUCAAUUAACACCACUUCACGACUGCAUAUUAUAUCGACUUUGACUUGUAUAUUUAAUAUAUUAUGA